AUGACUUGGACUUUUUAUUACUAUACCCCAUCCAGCCCAGGUGCGGGUAUAUUUGUUGGGCUGCUCGGCAUGAGCACCCUCCUACACUUCUACCAAUUGGUGCGAACGCGCUCAUGGUUUAUGAUCCCCUUCCUGAUCGGAGGUAUCCUCGAAACGAUCGGUUAUGUCGGCCGUCUGCUGUCGUCAAUUGAGGCCCCGGAGUACACGAAGGGGCCAUAUAUCAUGCAAAGCGCUCUCAUCCUGAUUGCACCUGCUUUCCUGGCAGCAAGUAUCUAUAUGACACUCGGAAGAAUUAUAUUCAUGCUCAAUGGAGAGAAUUUCUCGUUGAUCAGGCUGAAAUGGUUGACCAAAAUAUUUGUGACGGGUGAUGUCUUGUCUUUCUUGAUGCAAGCUUCCGGGGCUGGAAUUAUGGUGAAAGACACAACAAAUCCAUCCACUGGCGAACGCAUCAUCAUCGGAGGACUUUUAGUGCAGAUCAUCUUUUUUGGGUUCUUCAUGAUUACUGCCUUAGUAUUCCAGUCACGCAUCGUGAGCAAUUCGACGGGAAUGUCUAACGAGCUGUUAAGCCUGUGGCGUCGGCACCUAACUGCCCUGUAUAUCACCAGUGUUCUAAUUCUGGUUCGAUCGAUUGUUCGCGUUGUGGAGUACAUCCAGGGUUAUGACGGAUAUCUGAUGAAACAAGAAGUUUUCAUUUAUGUCUUCGAUGGGCUCCUGAUGCUGGUGGCAAUGCUGGUUCUCCAAUACAUCCACCCAAGUGAGAUCAAUUGUCUUAUUGGUCGUGGGGAUCGGUACUCAGAGAAGGUUUUCAAGACGCGCAAAUUCGUGCCCGAAUCAGCAUUGGAGAUGAGUGGAGCCAUGGAGGUGUAG
This is a messenger RNA of Penicillium canescens, 867 nucleotides long. RefSeq names its product RTA1 domain-containing protein. The coding region runs from base 1 to 867 and encodes 288 amino acids. Gene Ontology annotation, cellular component: membrane. The transcript has 3 exons. NCBI's taxonomy places the organism in Eukaryota, Fungi, Ascomycota, Eurotiomycetes, Eurotiales, Aspergillaceae. The record is from RefSeq and is a predicted model, not a curated record.